Sinocyclocheilus anshuiensis is the source of this 1668-nucleotide messenger RNA. RefSeq names its product bone morphogenetic protein 4-like. Gene Ontology annotation, cellular component: extracellular region. The record is from RefSeq and is a predicted model, not a curated record. The coding region runs from base 401 to 1603 and encodes 400 amino acids. NCBI's taxonomy places the organism in Eukaryota, Metazoa, Chordata, Actinopteri, Cypriniformes, Cyprinidae. The transcript is spliced from 4 exons. Gene Ontology annotation, molecular function: growth factor activity; cytokine activity.
GUAGGGGAGGAGGCAGGGCGGUCACAUAAAAACUGCCUGGAGAACUGGAUGCGGGAUCAGUCGGCGAUGUUCUCCGUGCUCGGCUAUUCUUGGUUGGAGCUACAGAGAUCCGCGUUCGCAUUGGACUCAGUUGGUUUCUUCUACGUGAUGCGGAACUAAUGAUCUAAACAUUCGCUUCAGGCUUGGACUUUUGUUACGUGAGGUGAACUUCUUCAAAACUCCGUUUUACCGUCUUCUCAUCCAGGAAUACUGUGCGCAUCUCUACCAAUGGAAAGGAAUCUCACCGCAGUUCUUAAACAGCCUUCCAGGACCACGUAACAUUCACUUGAGGAGCUCGCCCUGUAUCAGCUCUCGACAAACAUGGACUGUUUUCCCAUGCUUUAUUUUCUGUCGAGACAUCAUGAUUCCUGGUAAUCGAAUGCUGAUGGUCAUUUUAUUAUGCCAAGUCCUACUGGGAGAGAGCAGCUAUGCUAGUCUAAUACCCGAGGAAGGGAAGAAGAAAGCAUCGGCUCAGCACCUGGGUCAGAGUCAUGAACUGCUGCGGGACUUUGAAGCCACGCUGCUGCACAUGUUUGGGCUGCAGAAGCGACCGCGACCCAGCUACUCGGCUGUGGUGCCCCAGUAUCUGCUGGACCUGUAUCGCCUGCAGUCAGGGGAGGCCGAAGACGCCGGAGCCCAUGACGUGAGCUUCGAUUAUCCCGAAAGGUCCACGAGUCGCGCAAACACUGUGAGAGGAUUCCAUCAUGAAGAGCACAUGGAAGAGCUGCAGUCAGGCGGCUCACCGGAGACUCCUGUGCGCUUCGUCUUCAAUCUCAGCAGCGUCCCAGAGGAGGAACUCAUUUCUACCGCAGAGCUUCGUAUCUACAGGCAACAGAUAGAUGAUGCAAUCUCAGAUCCCCAACCCACGGGAGACGACGGUCUCCACCGGAUAAACAUAUAUGAGGUGCUGAAGCCCCCGCGGGCCGGGCAGCUCAUCACGCAGCUGCUGGACACUCGACUGGUGCGCCACAACACGACCCGAUGGGAGAGCUUCGACGUGAGUCUCGCCGUGCUGCGCUGGACCCGCGACAAGAGCUCCAAUCACGGCCUGGCCGUGGAGGUGGUGCCCCUGAACCCAACCUCGCGUCACCAGGGAUGCCAUGUACGCGUAAGUCGCUCCUUGCAUCCGCUUCCGGAUGAAGACUGGAACCAGCUUCGCCCGCUGCUGGUCACGUUCGGGCACGACGGCAAAAGUCACCCGCUGACGCGGCGAGCGAAGCGCAGCCCAAAGCAAAGAAGUCGCAAGCGCAACCGAAACUGUCGGCGGCACGCGCUCUAUGUGGACUUCAGCGACGUGGGCUGGAACGACUGGAUCGUGGCGCCUCCCGGAUAUCAGGCGUACUACUGUCACGGGGAGUGUCCGUUUCCUUUGGCCGAUCACCUGAACUCCACCAAUCACGCUAUUGUGCAGACGCUGGUGAACUCGGUAAACACCGACAUUCCCAAGGCCUGCUGCGUUCCCACGGAGCUCAGUGCAAUCUCCAUGCUCUAUCUGGAUGAGACGGACAGGGUGGUGCUGAAAAACUAUCAGGAGAUGGUGGUGGAGGGAUGUGGCUGCCGCUGACCGCGCCACAGUUACACCCUGGACACUUAUUUAUAACGUCCGUGUUGAGAUGUGUGUUUCUUGUC